CUCGGCCAACUCUCACAUCACACCACCAUUUCUUGUUCCUUUUCACUUCCCUCCAUUGAGGCCAUGGCUCGUUUCUCCCUCGUCUACCAUGGCGACUUGGCUCCGUCGCAUACCUCCCGUUCCCUCUGCGAAGAAGAAGAGGACGACGAGGAGGAAGAGGAGGAAUUCCCGAUCUCUUCGCCCCUAAUCCUGCCGGGAUCGGACCGGGAGAAGGGGGAAACCCAACACCAACACCAUCACCAUUCCUCGGCUACGGCCGCGCUGGUGGCAGCGCUGAGGAAGUCCUUGGUGAUCUGCAGCGUCGGCGCCGACGAGGGCGGCGGCGGUGUCGCGGGACGUCGCACGGCAGCCUCUUCCGCCGUGGAGAUCGGGUGGCCCACCGACGUGCGACACGUAGCGCACGUGACCUUCGACCGCUUCGGCGGAUAUCUCGGCCUGCCCAUCGAGCUGGAACCGGAGGUCCCUCCAACGGCUCCCAGCGCCAGUGUUAGCGUAUUUGGGGUUUCUGUUGAAUCCAUGCAAUGCUGUUACGAUGAUAGAGGGAAUAGCAUGCCAACAAUUCUCCUCUUGAUGCAAAGACACUUGUACUCUGAAGGAGGUCUACAGGUUGAAGGUAUUUUUCGAAUCAAUGCUGAGAACGACCAAGAACUUCUUGUCAGAGAGCAACUGAAUGGAGGUACCGUUCCACAUGGGAUUGAUUUGCAUUGCCUAGCAGGGUUGAUAAAGGCCUGGUUCAGAGAAUUACCAAAAGGAGUGCUCGACGCUCUAACACCAGAUCAGGUUAUGCACUGUAAUACUGAAGAAGCAUGCACCGAACUCUUAAGGAUGCUGCCACCAACCGAAGCAGCACUACUCGAUUGGGUUAUCAAUUUGAUGGCAGAUGUUGUGGAGCAUGAAGACUACAACAAGAUGAAUGCUCGAAACAUCGCAAUGGUUUUUGCACCAAACAUGACGAAGAUGGCUGACCCCUUAACUGCACUGAUACAUGCAGUCCAAGUUAUGAACUUCCUUCGAACACUGAUCCUGAAGAUAUUGCGCAAUAGAAAAGAGGCAUUGUUCAUAGCCAGGGAACACAAUUUAUGCUCUGAAUCUCCAAGUGAUAAGGAUGAAGCAAAAUCUUAUACUACUUCAGAAACACCUACAUUGAGCACCUGCGAGAUAACCAUGGACGGCUAUGAUAUCGAUAGAGUGGGCAUCGGGAAAUUCUUGUUAGAUGCUAGUCAAUCACUGGGUACAAGUGAAGAUAGUUUUGGCAGCUCUGACAAAAAGAAUGAAAAUGCUGAACAGUUUGAGUUCGUCUCUGCAAAAAUCUCACAUGCUGACCCCGAGUUCGAUGGCACAAAAGAGGAGUGCAAGUGCAGAUUUGUGUACGGGGAUGUGGAACGAGUGAUGGGCAGAUUGAGGUUUAGGAAAGGAGUGAAGAAAAUUCGCAGAAAACCUGUGUUUCAACUGGGCAAGUCCACUAAGAGAUCCGCAGAGCUUGUAGAUUAUGAAGAAAAAAGAGAAAAUUGGACAUGAUAACCUUGAAAUUUUCUAAAAUCACGUAGAGAAUUUCUUCUUUUCCUCUCAUUGUUUCGUUCGGUGACCAUCACUCAGUAGGAGUCGUAGGAACUGCUAUAACCGUAGUUGGGUUAAAGCAAGUAAAUAUGAAAUGACUUAGGAGAUGUGCUUGGUUCUGUGUUGAUUUGGUUGACUACUUUGACAGAUCCAAUUCUGAUGUGUGUGCGUGUUCUUUCCUC
This is a messenger RNA of Zingiber officinale, 1739 nucleotides long. Its product is annotated as rho GTPase-activating protein 5-like. NCBI's taxonomy places the organism in Eukaryota, Viridiplantae, Streptophyta, Magnoliopsida, Zingiberales, Zingiberaceae. Bases 64 to 1518 code for a protein of 484 amino acids. The transcript has 5 exons. Gene Ontology annotation, biological process: signal transduction. The record is from RefSeq and is a predicted model, not a curated record. Gene Ontology annotation, molecular function: GTPase activator activity.